Dioscorea cayenensis subsp. rotundata (Guinea yam) is the source of this 2727-nucleotide messenger RNA. RefSeq names its product probable LRR receptor-like serine/threonine-protein kinase At1g07650. The record is from RefSeq and is a predicted model, not a curated record. Gene Ontology annotation, molecular function: protein kinase activity; protein binding; ATP binding. NCBI's taxonomy places the organism in Eukaryota, Viridiplantae, Streptophyta, Magnoliopsida, Dioscoreales, Dioscoreaceae. The transcript has 18 exons. Bases 125 to 2542 code for a protein of 805 amino acids. Gene Ontology annotation, biological process: protein phosphorylation.
GUAAAAUAAUAAUAAUAAUAAUAAAGAAAUUGGGCAUCGAUUAAAUCUCUGAAUUUUUCUAAUUUGCAGUUCUUUAUCUGCAAAUGAGUUCACUGGGGAGCUGCCGGAAAAACUCAUUGGCAAGAUGACCAAAUUGAUUGAUUUAAGGAUAUCUGGCAACAAUUUCUCAGGAAAGAUACCAGAUUUCAUUAGUAAUUUGACCAAAUUGGAGAAAUUGCACAUGAUAGGCAAUUCGAUGGAGGGGCCGAUUCCUUCUGGAAUUUCAGCUUUGACAAUGCUAAUUGAUCUGAGGAUUACUGACUUGAGAGGAGGUAAAUCGGGAUUUCCGCCAUUAGAGAAAAUGGAUUCAUUGAAGAUUUUUAGGAUACUGAGGAAUUGUGCUAUUCAAGGAGCUAUCCCUGCUUAUAUUGGUUUGAUGAAGAAAUUAAAGCAUCUAGACCUCAGCUUUAAUAACUUAAGUGGGGAAAUACCUGCCUCUUUUGUGAAUUUUCAGAAGGUGGAUUACAUUUACCUGACUGCGAACAUGCUUACUGGGAAUAUCCCUCAAUGGAUUUUGAAACGGAACAAGAAUGUGGAUAUCUCUUACAACAAUUUCACAUAUGGAGAAUCAAGCCCUUCACAUUGCCUUCAGGGUAACAUCAAUGCCGCGGAAAGCUACUCCUCAACUGUAGAUGACCUGAAUGAAAUCAGCCCUUGCUUAUUGAAGAACUUUCCUUGUCGCAAUCAACCUUCUAAAUAUACUUUGUUCAUCAACUGCGGUGGUAAAGCUACAAACAUUCGAGAAACAAGGUUUGAAGCAGAUUCAGAAGAAAGAGGUGCUUCACUGAUGUACUUAGGUGAAAAUUGGGCAUUUAGCAGCACUGGGAACUUUAUGGACAACGGUGUUGAUGGUGACAAUUACAUUGCUACAAAUACAUCUACACUCAACAUGCUUGAUUCAGAACUAUAUACAAAAGCCCGCCUUUCCCCUCUUUCUCUUACAUACUAUGGCCUUUGUAUGUUAAAGGGCAGCUACACCGUACAACUCCACUUUGCAGAAAUAGUUUUCACAGAUGAUGAUACAUUUUCCAGUCUGGGAAAGCGCCUGUUUAAUGUACUAAUUCAGGGAGAAAUGGUGCUCGAAAAUUUUGAUAUUGCCAAAGCAGCUGGUGGAACUGGAACGCCAAUUGUGAAAGCCUUUACUGCAAUUGUGGAAGACCAUACCUUAAAGAUCAAACUCUACUGGGCUGGAAAAGGCACAACAGGCAUACCGAGUAGAGGAACAUAUGGUCCUCUCAUCUCAGCUAUUGCUGUGCUGCCUAAUUUUCAUCCUGAGUUUCCUCAAGAAGGAAAACCGGUCUGGAGAGUCAAGGGGAUGCCAGUCUUACUUGGUGUUGCAGCUUUGAGUUUGGUGUUAUUCAUGCUGACCUUGGGUAUAGGUAUUUGGUGCGUCAGAAAGGGCCGAGAAAGGGAAGCUUUGUACACAGAGCUAAGACUUGAUCAUCUGCAAGCUGGUCCCUUCACAUUGAAACAAAUUAAGAUAGCGACAAAUAACUUCGAUCCACUGAACAAGAUUGGGGAAGGUGGUUUUGGCACUGUUUACAAAGGUACUCUAUCAGAUGGAACAAUAAUUGCUGUGAAGCAGCUUUCUUCAAGGUCUAAGCAAGGGAACCGAGAAUUUGUGAAUGAAAUAGGUUUAAUUUCUACAUUACAACAUCCAAACCUUGUGAGGCUUUAUGGAUGUUGCACAGAAGGAAAUCAGUUAUUGCUGAUUUAUGAAUAUAUGGAAAAUAAUAGCCUUGCACAUGCUCUAUUUGGUUACCAACCGCGAACAGUACUGAAGUUAAAUUGGCCAACAAGGCAGAAGAUUUACCUUGGAAUAGCCAAAGGAUUGGCAUACCUCCAUAAUGCAUCCAGGCUAAAGAUUGUUCACAGAGAUAUUAAGGCUAGCAAUGUGUUGCUUGACAGAGAUCUUAAUGCAAAAAUAUCUGAUUUUGGUUUGGCUAAGCUUGGUGAAGAUGGACGCAGCCAUAUCAGCACUAGAGUGGCUGGAACAAUAGGCUACAUGGCUCCGGAAUACGCAAUGCGAGGCUAUUUGACUGACAAAGCAGAUGUUUACAGCUUUGGGGUAGUUGGUUUGGAGAUUGUCAGUGGGAUGAGCAGCACAAGUUACAGGCCCAUGGAAAAUUUUGGUUAUUUGCUUGAUUGGGCUUAUGAUCUUCAAGAGAAAGGGACUAUUCUAGCGUUGAUGGAUCCUAACCUGGAAAAGGAGUAUCCUGAGGAAGAGGCAAUGCUGAUGAUAAAUGUGGCUCUAGUGUGUCUCAAUGCAUCACCAACACUCAGGCCUAGAAUGGCCGAUGUAGUGAGUAUGCUCGAAGGGCACAAGUCAGUUCAGCCUCUGCUUUCUACCCUGAGAUUCUCAACCAUUGGAACAAGUUCUUUUGGAAGUGGAAGAAAUUCCUGGCACUAUCCGGCCGGAGCUCUGGCAAUUAAUGAAAUGAGAGAGUUUUAUUCAGCCCUCGACGAUGAUGAGGUUAUGGAAAUCAGCAGUAUAUCAGGCUGAUUGUGGCAUCCAAGGUCAGAAAUUCCAUAGAGAUAACUGAAAUGUUGUGAAUAUUGAACCUUUAUCUAUAGUUACAUAGAAAUGUUCAUUAACAGAAACCAGAAUGGUGGAAGAAAGCCUAUCAUGCAAUUUUAGUUUAAAAAUAAAAAAAUAAAAACAAUGUAUAUAUGCUUUGUUUUGCUGCA